Messenger RNA from Arabidopsis arenosa, 2349 nucleotides. NCBI's taxonomy places the organism in Eukaryota, Viridiplantae, Streptophyta, Magnoliopsida, Brassicales, Brassicaceae. The record is from the annotation of a GenBank genome assembly.
AUAUUCCUUCUUUGUUUUGUAAUAUAUGGAGAAUAUUUCCUCUGUAGUAUUCUUCGUGAAGCAAUUUUACAAAUAUUCGAAUUCUAAUUUUUCCUUUUUUUGAACGUCUGAUGAUCAUUCGUGCACAAGAAUCUCAUCAGGGCAUGAUAGGUACGAUAUUUUGAUUUGCUCAGUAUACGAUAUUUCUAUGAUUAUUCUUCCUUCAAUUGUUUUCAAAGGUUAACCAGAAAUGUGUUUCGAAAACAUUUUUAACUCUUCAUCUCUCAACUUCUUCAUGAAUAUUUCUGCUUAUCUAUCAAGUGAGAGCAAAUUAAUGUAAAUUUUAAGAGUAAGCUAUUGGAUCUAUAACUGAAGAGGAUAAUAGAGAUGAUGAGUUCUACUUCUCCAACACAACUUGCAUCUUUAAGAGACAUGGGAAUCUAUGAGCCAUUUCAACAAAUUGUCGGUUGGGGAAAUGUUUUCAAAUCUGAUAUCAAUGAUCAUAGUCCCAAUACUGCUACUUCCUCAAUUAUUCAGGUUGAUCCUAGAAUUGAUGAUCACAACAACCUCAAGAUGAAUUAUGAUUCUUCGCAUAAUCAGAACGAAGCAGAACAACCUUCUAGUAAUGACAAUCAAGAUGAUGAUGGCAGGAUUCAUGAUAAGAUGAAACGGCGUUUAGCACAGAACCGUGAAGCUGCUCGCAAAAGUCGUUUGAGAAAGAAGGCUUAUGUUCAGCAGUUAGAAGAAAGCCGGUUAAAGUUAUCGCAGUUAGAGCAAGAACUCGAAAAGGCUAAACAGCAGGGAUUAUGCGUUCGCAACUCGUCAGAUUCAAGCUACUUAGGACCAUCUGGGAGUAUUAACACAGGGAUUGCUUCAUUUGAGAUGGAAUAUUCACACUGGCUUCAAGAACAAAGCAGGAGAGUUAGCGAACUACGAACAGCGCUUCAAUCUCAUAUAAGCGACAUAGAACUCAAGAUGCUAGUAGAGAGUUGCUUGAACCAUUACGCGAAUCUGUUUCGAAUGAAAUCUGAUGCAGCAAAAGCCGAUGUUUUCUACUUGAUAUCGGGAAUGUGGCGAACUUCAACUGAAAGGUUCUUUCAAUGGAUUGGAGGAUUUCGUCCAUCCGAGCUUUUAAACGUUGUGAUGCCUUAUCUUCAACCAUUAACCGAUCAACAAGUCUUGGAAGUGCGAAACCUCCAACAAUCAUCACAACAGGCAGAGGAUGCUCUGUCUCAAGGGAUUGAUAAACUUCAACAGAGUUUAGCUGAUAGCAUUGUGAGUGAUGCGGUUAUCGAGUCCACGGAUUAUCCCGCUCACAUGGCUGCAGCAAUAGAGAAUCUUCAAGCAUUAGAGGGAUUUGUGAAUCAAGCAGAUCAUCUGAGGCAACAAACUUUGCAGCAAAUGGCGAAAAUCUUGACGACAAGACAAUCGGCUCGAGUUAUGAGCAAUCUUCGAGCUAUUUGUAGACCACACACUGUUUUCUCUUCGAUCGUGUGUUGUAGUAGACACCAAAGUCGAUCACUUUUUAGGGUUUCGAUGAAAAACGCCGCCUUUAGAAACCGAGUAUCGAAUUCGUCUUGGUUUAGGUCUAAAGAAGAUUCGAAUCUUUGGUUUCGUUUGAAUCAGAGGAAGACUCUAGUUAGGGCAUCGAAUUGGAGCGAAGAGAAAUCUCCGUACGAUACUCUUGAGUUGGAUCGAGAUGCAGAGGAAGAGCAGAUUAAGGUAGCAUACAGAAGAUUAGCCAAAUUCUAUCAUCCUGAUGUUUAUGAUGGAAAGGGGACUCUUGAAGAAGGAGAGACAGCAGAAGCAAGAUUCAUCAAGAUUCAGGCGGCAUACGAGCUGCUCAUGGACUCAGAAAAGAAAAGACAAUAUGAUAUGGAUAACCGAGUGAAUCCGAUGAAGGCAUCUCAAGCUUGGAUGGAAUGGUUGAUGAAAAAGCGUAAAGCGUUUGAUCAGAGAGGCGACAUGGCUAUUGCAGCUUGGGCUGAGCAACAACAGCUUGAGAUAAACCUUCGUGCUCGUCGCCUUUCACGUUCUAAGGUGGAUCCGGAAGAAGAAAGGAAGAUAUUGGAGAAGGAGAAGAAAGCAUCGAGAGAGUUAUAUAACAGCACUUUAAAGCGACACACGCUAGUGUUGAAGAAAAGAGAUCUAAUGCGAAAGAAAACAGAGGAAGAUAAGAAAAAGCUCAUCACUCAGCUACUAGCAGCAGAAGGUCUCGAGCUUGCUUCUGAAGAAGAUGAGGAAGAAGCAGCCAAGUAAGAUCCCAAACAUUUUGGAAGCGUCAUCUUCGAUAUCUACUUCAAGUAAUUAAGCACUUGGUACUUGCUCCCUCUCUCUCAUUCUCUUGUAGUAUAAACAUACAUGUAAAUA